GUCGAAGGCCGGCGGAAGUGCUCUGGGUUGUUGCCGGAAGUGGGCGAGGAAAGGUUGUGAUGGCGGCUGCGACUGUAGCAGAGAAGGUGCCGGUAGACGGCGCGGAGGAACAGCAGCCCCCUGCGGCGGCCGAGGAGCUGGCCGCCCAGAAGCGCGAACAGAGACUGCGCAAAUUCCGGGAGCUGCACCUGAAGCGGAAUGAAGCUCGUAAAUUAAAUCACCAGGAAGUUGUUGAAGAAGAUAAAAGACUUAAGUUACCUGCAAAUUGGGAAGCCAAAAAAGCUCGUUUGGAAUGGGAACUACAAGAAGAAGAAAAGAAAAAGGAAUGUGCAGCAAGAGGGGAAGACUACGAGAAAGUGAAGUUGCUAGAGAUCAGUGCAGAAGAUGCAGAAAGAUGGGAGAGGAAAAAGAGGAGGAAAAAUCCCGACCUGGGAUUUUCAGAUUAUGCUGCUGCCCAGCUUCGCCAGUACCAUCGGCUGACCAAACAGAUCAAACCGGACAUGGAAACAUAUGAGAGACUGAGAGAAAAGCAUGAGGAAGAGUUUUACCCAACAUCCAACAGUCUUCUUCAUGGGACACAUGUGCCUUCCACAGAGGAAAUUGAUAGGAUGGUCGUAGACCUGGAAAAACAAAUUGAAAAACGAGACAAAUAUAGUCGGAGACGUCCCUAUAAUGAUGAUGCAGAUAUUGACUACAUUAAUGAAAGGAAUGCCAAAUUCAACAAGAAGGCAGAAAGAUUCUAUGGGAAAUAUACAGCUGAAAUUAAACAGAAUUUGGAAAGAGGAACAGCUGUCUAAUCCCUUCAGGAACUGUUUAGAAGCUUGAGAAUGGAGUGAAAAUUUCUACUAGCAAAUUGAAGUUCUCUUCAGAGUUACACCAGUAAACCAGAACUCGGUCUAUGCCUUCCCACUCAGCAUUUAAAAAUAAAUGUUUUUUCUUAAACUUCUACUUCCAUGUAUAUUUCCACAUUUUUGUGCUUGGAUAUAAGAUGUAUUUCUUGUAAUGUACUUGUUUUGUAAAAAUCUACUUUGUAUAAAUUCUAUUAUUUUUCUAUGUA
Molecule: messenger RNA, 1057 nt
Organism: Orcinus orca (killer whale)
Lineage: Eukaryota; Metazoa; Chordata; Mammalia; Artiodactyla; Delphinidae
Gene: SYF2
Product: SYF2 pre-mRNA splicing factor
Exons: 7
Coding region: 60-797 (245 amino acids)
Cellular component (GO): catalytic step 2 spliceosome; post-mRNA release spliceosomal complex; Prp19 complex
Source: RefSeq, a predicted model, not a curated record